AUGUACAAAAUGACACCCACCUCUCAGGUCCCCAUAGCAAACCAGUCUUCCGAGCUGGACCUCUUGCCAGCUUUCUCCCAAGUGGUGGAGAACACGGCCUUCUUCGGUGACGUGGUGCUGCGCUUCCCAAGGAUCGUACACCACUACUUUGACCACAACUCCAACUGGAACCUCCUCAUCCGAUGGGGUAUCAGCUUCUGCAACCAGUCAGGCGUCUUUGACCAGGGCCCCCACUCACCCAUCCUCAGCCUGAUGGCCCAGGAGCUGGGGAUCAGCGAGAAAGACUCUGACUUCCAGAACCCAUUUAAAGUAGACCGCACAGAGUUCAUCUCCAGCACUGACCCUUUCCAGAAGGCUCUGAGGGAAGAGGAGAAACGCCGGAAGAAAGAGGAGAAGCGGAAAGAGAUCCGAAAAGGCCCUCGGAUCUCAAGAUCCCAGUCCGAGUUAUAG
Molecule: messenger RNA, 450 nt
Organism: Hippopotamus amphibius kiboko
Lineage: Eukaryota; Metazoa; Chordata; Mammalia; Artiodactyla; Hippopotamidae
Product: coiled-coil domain-containing protein 134-like
Exons: 4
Coding region: 1-450 (149 amino acids)
Source: RefSeq, a predicted model, not a curated record